CUCCCAGAAGCCUCUACCAUUUGGGUCAAUGAGGAGGCAUUCUGGGAAAUGAAGUCCGAGAGUGGUAAACAGAGCUCAGUGCGUUGGGAAGAGCAUGUGGCGGCGGAGGGUGCGUGAGGCGUCCUCUCUGUGGCGGAGUUGGAGGAGGCCCUCUUCCUCCUCCUCCUCGUCCUUCGGGCCUAGGCUGCUCUCGACGCCCAUCUUCUACGUGAACGGCUCCCCGCACAUUGGGCACCUCUACUCCGCCCUCCUGGCCGACGCCUUGCACAGGCACCGCUUACUCCAGGGAGGAGGAGAAGGAGGGGAAGGCCUCUUCACCACUGGAACUGAUGAACAUGGGCUGAAGAUCCAGUCGGCGGCUGCAGCAGCAGGCACUUCCCCUGAACGCUUCUGCGACCAGGUUUCUGCUCAGUUCCGGGCGCUCUUCACGCAGGCGGGCAUCUCCUACACGGAUUUCAUCCGCACCACCGAACCGCGGCACAGGCGGGCUGUGGAGCACUUCUGGACCGCUCUGCGAGAACGGGGCUGGCUCUACCAGGCUCACUAUGAAGGAUGGUACUGCACCGCUGAGGAAAGCUUUUUGGCUGCCUCCCAGGUCACCGAGCGCCCUGACUCCCAGGGCCAGCUCCACAAAGUUUCAUUGGAGAGUAGCCACCAGGUACAUUGGACCAAGGAGGAGAACUACAUGUUCAAGCUGUCCCAGUUCCAAGAGCCAUUGCUCAAAUGGCUUCGGGAGAGCAAGGCGGCCAUCACCCCAGAGCCCUUCUACCAGCAGGUCCUUCAGUGGCUGGAGCAGGACUUGCCCGACCUCUCCGUGUCCCGCGACCGAAACCGGCUCCAGUGGGGCAUCCCUGUUCCUGGCGACGCAACUCAAACCAUCUACGUCUGGGUGGAUGCCCUCGUGAACUACCUCACCGUCGCCGGCUAUCCCGAGGCCCACCACGCCUUGUGGCCCAACGCCUACCACAUUGUGGGCAAAGACAUCCUCAAGUUCCACGCCAUUUAUUGGCCUGCUCUUCUCAUGGCAGUGGGACUGGAGCCUCCGGCACAGAUCUUAGUGCACUCUCACUGGACGGUUCAAGGGCAGAAGAUGUCCAAGAGCCUGGGCAACGUGGUGGACCCAGUAGCCUGCUUCAAACAGUACUCCGUGGAUGGCUUUAGGUACUUCCUACUGAGGCAGGGCGUCCCUGAUCGUGACUGUGACUAUUAUGAUGAGAAAGCCAUCAACCUAGUCAAUGCGGAGCUGGCGGAUGCCUUGGGUGGGCUCCUCAACCGGUGCACAGCCCCCAGUCUGAACCCCAGUGGGACUUACCCAGGCUUUUCAGAGGCCUGCUUCCCCAGGAGAGGAUCUGGCAGAGCUUUGCCGGAGGAUUACAGGCUGGUGUCAUCCGUUGAAGCUCUCCCUUCAGAAGUCAACGCCUCGUUCGAGUGCUACCAGAUCUACAAGGCCUUAGAAUCCAUCAUGGAUUGCGUGAGGCAAACCAACGGCUUCAUCCAGAGACAUGCGCCCUGGAAGCUGCAAUGCGAGGAUCCUGAGCAGGAAAGCUGGCGCGACACCGUCAUCCAUGUUGUUUUGGAGUGUCUUCGAGUGUAUGGGGUUCUCCUGCAACCGGUGAUCCCGACCAUGGCUGAUAAACUCCUGUCCAGGUUGGGAGUCAGUUCCACAGAGAGGUCUUUCAGGAACUUGCACUUCCUUUCUCGCUACCAUGGUGAGAAGUCUCCGUUUGAAGGGAGGAGGCUUGGGCCUGAUCCUGGGCUCCUCUUUCCUCGGCUGGAGAAACCCAAAAACAGAAGCCCUGGGGACACCUAAAUGUGAUUUUUCCAAGGGAGUCAGGCUCAUUAAAAUCUUUCUGGUGAAGAUGUGGGGACCUUAGCUGCUGAGAGUGUCGGAAAGAUGAAAUUCAGCAGCUCAUUUUAUACUGACUUGGUGGCAAAUGAGUGCUGGCACUGUGCAUGCAUAUGCGCACUCUUUUGCCAGUUUAAUUCACACGAGUUCCGCGGAUAAAUUCACUACUGCAGUGUUUCUCAGACUGGGGUCAGGACCCCUGGGGGAGUCGCAAGGGGGGUGUCAGAGGGGGUCAACAAAGACCAUCGAAAACACUAUUUUCUGUUGGUCAUGGCGGUUCUGUGUGGGAAGUUUGGUCCAAUUUCAUCGUUGGUGGGGUUCAAAAUACCUGGAGGGCCAAAGUUUAUCCAUGCCUGAUCUGUACCCAUUAGAACAGCGUUUCUCAACCUGGGAUUCGGGACCCCUGGGGGGGUCGCGAGGGGGUGUCAGAGGGGUUGCCUAA
This is a messenger RNA of Anolis sagrei ordinatus, 2288 nucleotides long. The record is from RefSeq and is a predicted model, not a curated record. NCBI's taxonomy places the organism in Eukaryota, Metazoa, Chordata, Lepidosauria, Squamata, Anolidae.